AUGGACCCUUAUCCGGGGGACGUUGACAUGGAAGGAUCUAGCAGCAUCAUGCUUGAGCUACCCAAGGCCAGAAUCAGACGGGUGCAGACAGGAUGUUUGACAUGCAAACGACGCAAAAAGAAAUGUGACGAGAUGAAGCCUCGAUGCGGUGAUUGCCAAAGACUUUGUUUGGGAUGUUCAUGGCCUCCGCAAAGGCAGAGUAGAGAGAGGCUCAAUAGCUGGGCUAGUGAGUCAUGGCUGGGCGGGGAUCCAGUCAAUGAGCUUCCGUCAGACCGAUGUCAAAGUCCACAACAGUUGACCAACUCGCCUCAAUCAACCCUUGACCUCAGCAUCGCAGACCUGCUCUGUCAAAUGUCAGGUGCCAUCUCUUCAGAUGUGCAUGAUGCCAACAUAGGGGACUCGCUCCAAGAUCUGUCCUGGAAUAUCUCACCCGGCUCAGCAUGGCUCGACAUCCUCCCAGAUACACCGUCUGCGACUGAAAGUCCUCAAGAAAGUCUCUUGAAUACGACGCUCAGCCUAUAUACACCAAGCCUUCUGCCAGACGUGACAUCUCCGCAUGAUAAGGCGUUACUCAACCACUACUCAACAAUUGUCGCUUUCGUAUUAUCCCGGCAUCCAAGCACUGCUUCAAAUCCUUACACAAGUUACAUCCUACCAAUGGCCAUAUCGAACCAACUAAUCCUCCAUUGUGUACUCGCAUUGAGUGCGACUCAUUGGCAAAAGCUCCAACCAGACAUGCGAGAUCGGGCAUUGCUUCAUAAAGGACAUGCAACGCAGUCUCUUGCUAAUCUACUACCACAUGUUGAUUCCAACUCUGUAGAUAUUGCCUUGGUCGCUUGUCUGUUACUUUGCAUGUCAGAACUGUUUGACGGCACGUCGGCUGGUUGGAAGCUCCAUCUACAAGGAGCGAAACGCCUUUUGUCCACUUUGGAGACUCAAAAGAGUGCUAACCUAUCCAGUGGUCAUUUCAAGUUCUUUGUCAAGCUGGCGCGCUUUCUUGAUAGUGCAGCGACGACCAGCACUUGCAAACCUCCGCUCAUCGACGAUUCAACAGUAAAGGCUUUACCAGAAUCGACAGAAAAUUCCAGCGCGGAUGAUGCAGCAAUCUAUGGGAUACCUAAGGAGCUGUUCCACAUGGUUGACCGCGUUAACAAUCUAGCCAGUAAGCGAGGAACAAGAGUUGAUGAAAUAUCAGAAGCAUUGUUUCGCCAAGAGGCGGAAAGGGUCCAAGGCCUACUCGAUAGCUGGGCAUACGACUACGGAGGCCUCACUGGCGCUGUUAUCUCACUCUCUCCAGAGAAUGACGACGUACUUCACGCAACAAUCGCAUAUGAGUGGGCGCUUCGACUUCGACUCCACCAGAUCACUGAAGGUUACUCGACAGAUGAAAAGUACUCUAGAGCAGAGAAUCGUGGUACAGGACAGACUUAUGGUAAUGGAGCGGACUUGUGGUUUCGGCUACAUCCAUCAGAGUCGAGAGUUGGUAGAAACUGUCUGGAAAAGGAGGGAAACGGAGUCAAUGGUCAAUUGGGCUAG
Fusarium graminearum PH-1 is the source of this 1536-nucleotide messenger RNA. RefSeq lists its product as uncharacterized. Bases 1 to 1536 code for a protein of 511 amino acids. Lineage: Eukaryota; Fungi; Ascomycota; Sordariomycetes; Hypocreales; Nectriaceae. Gene Ontology annotation, biological process: positive regulation of transcription by RNA polymerase II. Gene Ontology annotation, molecular function: transcription cis-regulatory region binding; zinc ion binding; DNA-binding transcription factor activity, RNA polymerase II-specific. The record is from RefSeq and is a predicted model, not a curated record. The transcript is spliced from 3 exons. Gene Ontology annotation, cellular component: nucleus.